AAACACGCUCUGACCGGAAUGAGAAAUCCAACAGCACCCUGUGCUGUGAGCGAGUUGGCCGAGCUGGUCCUGCCGUGGCUGCCGCCGCCGGACCUUGCCGCCGCGGCUUCAGCCAGCCGCGCCCUGCGCGCAGCCACGUCUGUCGUCACCGCCCGCCGCGCCGCUGACUCAUCCCGCGGCCUGGAGGCCGUCCCUGUCCCCUUCGACAACCCCAUCGACUCUAAGCCCUACGCCUACUUCCUCUACACCCCCUUCUCCCUCAUCCAUUCCCCAGCCUCCUCCACCAAUCUCCAGCCGUGGGGCUGCGCAUGGGCCCAGCCGCCAGGCCCCACCUGGCCCCGCCCCCACCUAGGCCUCCCCUCGGCUGGAUGCGGGUGCGCCGCGGAGGAGUGCGGCGGCGCGGGGUGCGCGUGCGCUGAUAUGGAGGCCGAGAUGGCGGAUGCCCUGGGGGCGGGGAUGGGGAGCCUCAGGGAGUGCGGCGACGGGUGCGCGUGCGGGCCCUUGUGCGGGAACCGGCGAACGCAGCGCGGCGUCACGGUGCGGUUGCGCGUCGUGCGUCAACUGAAGAAAGGGUGGGGGCUGCACGCCGCCGAGGCCCUUCACCGGGGGCAGUUCGUCUGCGAGUAUGCCGGUGAGUUCUUGACAACAGAAGAAGCACAGAGACGGCAGAGGCUGUACGAUGAGCUUGCCUCUGUCGGUAAGCUCUCUCCUGCACUUCUUGUCAUACGAGAGCAUCUUCCUUCUGGGAGAGCAUGCUUGCGAGUUAACAUUGAUGCAACCAAAGUGGGAAAUGUGGCUCGUUUCAUCAACCAUUCAUGUGAUGGAGGCAACCUGCAGCCUGUCUUAGUAAGGAGCUCCGGUUCAUUGCUACCAAGGCUCUGCUUUCUGGCUGCUAGAGAUAUAGUGGAAGGGGAAGAGCUCACCUUUAGCUAUGGGGAUGCUAGACUUAGGCCUAAGGGCUUACCGUGCUUCUGCGAAAGCUUGUGUUGUCCUGGCGUACUUCCUGCUGAAGAAACCUGAGUUCAUACCAUCAGUUGUAAUUUCCUUCCAAGCAAAUUUGAUGGUUUACUCUCUAGAGUCUAGACAAGAAUGUUGGGCUGAGGAGAAGAUAUUCAUUCAUCCCAUUGGUUGUAAUUCCUUCCCAUCAAAUUUGAUUAUGUAUUUCUUCAUGCAAUCAGUUGUAACUGCUUCCUCAAAACAUUGAUCAUGUACUCCUUCCUUACUAUGAAUUGGUUCCAGGGGAAGUAAAAUUGCA
Molecule: messenger RNA, 1255 nt
Organism: Brachypodium distachyon (stiff brome)
Lineage: Eukaryota; Viridiplantae; Streptophyta; Magnoliopsida; Poales; Poaceae
Product: histone-lysine N-methyltransferase SUVR3
Exons: 2
Coding region: 19-1020 (333 amino acids)
Molecular function (GO): protein binding
Source: RefSeq, a predicted model, not a curated record